Molecule: messenger RNA, 1809 nt
Organism: Ilyonectria robusta
Lineage: Eukaryota; Fungi; Ascomycota; Sordariomycetes; Hypocreales; Nectriaceae
Exons: 3
Coding region: 1-1809 (602 amino acids)
Molecular function (GO): phosphatidylinositol binding; protein binding
Source: RefSeq, a predicted model, not a curated record
AUGCGCUUCUUCCAGGCUUUGGGACUCACGAGGAACAGUACCAGGAAGUCCGACACCAUCCCCGUCAAGGCUCCCGUCGCUAUUCAACCGCCAAAGAAGGUGAUUCGAGCCCUCUACGAUUAUGAGGCGCAAUCCGCCCAAGAACUGAGCUUCUCGAGAGGCGACUUCUUCCACGUCAUCAGCCGCGAAAACGACACCGACUGGUAUGAGGCAUGCAACCCCGCCUUGCCUGAUGCCCGAGGCCUUGUGCCCGUCACCUUCUUCCAAGCCCUUGGCCGAACCGAGCGAGACAGCGGCCAGUCCGAUGACCACCCAGUACUCCCGACAAAGAACCCCGAUCACGAUUCCGGAUACAGCGAGACCUCGACCAUGCAGCCAGCGCCUGUGCAGUCGCCUGUGCAAGUGCAAGCUGCCCUAGGCCAUCGUGUCUCCAAGUCUGGUGGAAAGGGUGCUAUGGUCUAUGGAAUUGUCAUGUACGACUUCGCUGCGGAAAGGGCGGACGAGCUGGAGGCAAAGGCUGGCGAGGCCAUCAUUGUCAUCGCACAGUCCAACCCUGAGUGGUUUGUCGCGAAGCCGAUCGGACGGUUGGGCGGACCGGGAUUGAUCCCCGUAUCAUUCGUGGAGAUUCGGGAUAUGGCCAGUGACAAGGCUAUCGAGAACCCCUCCGAUGCCAUCAAGAGAGCCGGAGUUCCUAAGGUGGAAGAGUGGAAGAAGAUGGCCGCCGAGUACAAGAACAGCAGUAUUACGCUGGGCAAGUUUGAUAACGGCGGCCCACCCGGGCAACCCGGACAACCCGGACAAGGCAUGGAACAAAGCAUGGAGCGGUUGAGUAUCCAGCAGCAUGCUCGACAGGGCUCUCAGAGCAGCCCCGGAAUUGUGAGAUACCCCGACGAUGCACGAACUUCGCAACAGGCUCAGCAGUUUGCUCCUAAGCCGGCAACACAACUACUUGCGCCUUUACAGGCGCGGAUACCCAGAUAUUGCUUUGCCGAGGAGAAGUACUGGUUUGUCAUUGAGGCUCUCCUAGAUGACGGCCGACAUUGGGAGCUCUCGCGUUACUACGAAGACUUUUACGACUUCCAGAUUGCUCUCCUUACCGAAUUCCCUGCCGAGGCUGGCAACACCGGCACACAGAAGCGAUCACUACCGUAUAUGCCCGGACCCGUUAAUUACGUGACGGACGCAAUCACCGAAGGCAGACUACACAACCUAGACGCUUACGUCAAGAACCUGCUGAACCAACCGCACUACAUCGCGCGCUGCAACUUGGUCAGGCAGUUCUUCGCCCCCCGAGAAGGAGACUACGAAAUCGACCCCAAUAGCAAUGGCGACGAAUACCGUCUGUCUCAGGGCUCUCAGCCUUCCUCGACUGAAUCUCCCGCCGACGGCGCAUCGAGGCAGUCAUCUCGAAAUAACCUCAACGGAGGCUCGUACUCGGGGCUGUCAGCGGCGCCCGCGCGCCAGAACGGAAACCCUGCCAUGUCACGACAGACGUCGUCACUUUCGCAACCCUCUCAGACAUCUCUCUCCGCCGGCAUGCAACAGCAACCCCAGCAACCCGCAUCCGCGAUGAAGAUCAAGAUGUACUACAACGGGGAUUUGAUUGCCAUCCGCGUGCCAACCGACAUUCAGUUCCAACAGCUCUACGAUAAGAUCCAAGACCGCCUCAAGCUUCCGGACGGCGACCAGCUGCAGCUGUUCUACAAGGAUGAGCCGACAGGAGACAAGCCCAGCUUGCUGAGUGACAACGACCUUGAUUUCGCCCUGCAGCGAAACGAGAAACUUCUCCUCUACGUCGAGAUUGUUUGA